Messenger RNA from Spizellomyces punctatus DAOM BR117, 1317 nucleotides. RefSeq lists its product as uncharacterized. Bases 59 to 1225 code for a protein of 388 amino acids. Gene Ontology annotation, molecular function: copper ion transmembrane transporter activity. The record is from RefSeq and is a predicted model, not a curated record. The transcript is spliced from 2 exons. Gene Ontology annotation, cellular component: membrane. Lineage: Eukaryota; Fungi; Chytridiomycota; Chytridiomycetes; Spizellomycetales; Spizellomycetaceae. Gene Ontology annotation, biological process: copper ion transmembrane transport.
GUGCUCUGUCGGCUUGCUUCCUGCAGGAGUAGUCGCCCAACCUGAUAAUCUCGACUGCAUGAUGGAUCCCACGCGAUUUGAAUGUGUAAACUUUAAUUUGCCUUCGGACAAGGCCAACGCGAUGCUAGCUGAAGCUUGCAAGGAAGACCCUAGGCUUAUUGGAUGCACCUUGCAGCGCUAUUGUCGCACCGCUGCUGCGUUUCUAGGAACAAACACCUGCUCGCCGUUUUCUCUCCUUGCUACAGUAUGUGCAAGCGAUGCUCCAAGUCUCAAUGGCUGUAGAACAUAUGCUGCUUUAUGCAGACACGGAUCUCUGGUUCGGCAGUGUGCGAACGAGGCUCCUCUACAGUAUUUGCCUAGCACAAGUGAACUGGAACGUAUGGUACCAGAUCUUUGCGCAGAAAAAUGGGUGGACGGAUGUGAGUUGUGCGAAGCAAGUGAAGCUUCUUUUAAGCGAGUCAAGCGAGUAUGCGAGCCAUUGGCAGUGUACUCGCAAUUUUGUCGUCAAGUUCCUGAAAGCCCCUCCUGCUCAAGUAUGCUGCAGCUGUGCAAUUCUACAUCUGUGCCUAGCAACCUUUGCCCCCCGCCUCCGACUCCACCGCCACCUCCGCCGCCGCCUCCGAAUAAUACUCUCCCAUUUCCAACUUGGCGACCUUAUCUCCAUUUCUCUGGCCCUGAAUAUAUAAUAUUACCUUUCUUUGUAGCUCGAAGCACAUUGCAGUUGGCAUUAGCUGUUAUCGCUGCCUUUCUGAUUGCUACCACACAUGAACUUGUGAAUGUGCUCCGGAUCUACUGCGAGCAAAAAUGGGUGGCAGUAAUUGAACGAUCCAACGGCGUUGCACAAAUCACAGCAUCGCCCAUAGCUGCGAACAACGACCCGUCUGAUGCGGAGACUUCACCCACCUCGCGUGUCUUUGGGCGACGCAGUACUACGACUGGUCCUAUCGACGAUCUGGACGAGCGCGGGCCACUACUCGGGGUACCGGCCACGAGCGCCAGAUCAGGGACAUUACAUAAAGUGAAAGCUGUGGGUCUCGAUUUAAGUAUCCGCGCCGCUCGGAUGAUUCUUCGAUUGUUAUCUGGAAUUCUUUUUGUGAUGGUGGUACUUUUGUGUGUCACGUUUAAUGUACCCAUAAUAGCGGGUGUGCUGGCGGGAUGGGGCAGUGGCGCGCUGUUUCUUGGGAAUUAUGCCGUAGCUGGAGUUUCUCAUGGUACAUAUGAAUAGCGUUAAGCAUUAUAGCUGUAAAUACUUUACAAGUUUUAGAUUGGAAGUGGGUUGGCUGGUACACAGGAAGUAAUUCAAUAAGAUGUAUGGCC